Molecule: messenger RNA, 324 nt
Organism: Cooperia oncophora
Lineage: Eukaryota; Metazoa; Nematoda; Chromadorea; Rhabditida; Trichostrongylidae
Source: the annotation of a GenBank genome assembly
AUGUUAUAUCCACCUCGUAGUGCCAGUCCAUCGGCCAAUCAUGCUAGUCCUUCGCGCUAUGCCUCUCUUAUGCUCGUAAAGGGUAAAACCCUCAACUACAACUCCGCACGAGUCGAAGAAGUCACCUUGUUUCUCGACUCCGGAUCGCAAAAAAGUUUUAUAGUGUUAAGUGCAGCGCAGCGCUUAGGCUUCAAAAUACUCAGUUCUCGUCCUCGUACGUUCAUCGCGUUCGGCGGUCAAUCCGUCACAGAAGUUUCAGGUGUCGUACAGGUUACGCUUCUCGAUCAAUACGAUGAUGAGCUCACAGUUGAGCCUCAUUGCUAA